AUGACCUUUCAGGAUGACGAGCUCUCUUAUGCCUUGGGGAAGCAGGGCGGCACCCGAAAGAAGCUCGAGCGAGCAUCAGGAGCGGUGUUGUCUCGGUUCCAGCGAACCAUCGGUGAACUGCUAGUGAUGCUAGUGACCAGGGGUCCGUGA
This is a messenger RNA of Durusdinium trenchii, 150 nucleotides long. Lineage: Eukaryota; Dinophyceae; Suessiales; Symbiodiniaceae. The record is from the annotation of a GenBank genome assembly.